CCGCGCUCGUCCGUUCUGCUAUCCUCAUGCAGUUCGACAUGACGAUGCUCUUCCUCGGGCUCACGACGGUCCUCGUGUCCCUCUGCGUGAUCCCGCCUCUGGCCAAGGUCACGAUCGCCCCGCUCUUGGGCUCGGUCGUCGCCAAGGCCACGAAGGCGUACAUCCACAGCUCCAUCGAGCUCUUCUACAACCUCUGGACGGGCCUCAUCUCGCUCGAGCGCAUCGUGCUGCAAGCCUCGUUCCUCCACGAUCUGCGCCUCUCGCUGCCAUUCCCGAUUGAGCUCAGCCAUGUGUCGAUUGACGCGCUCCAUGUGCAGCUCCCGAGCUUCCUCGGUGGGUCGGGGCCCAUGAGCUACAACAUGUCGAUCGAAAUCGUCGGCGUCCGGUUGGCCGGUACGUUUGGUGUCAACUGCGAGCUCGACCGUGCUGCGUACCUCGAGCGGGUCGUUGCCAACAAGCUGGCGCUCGCAAACGGCAUGACGCAGGCCGUGCAGACGUACCUCGCGCGGCUUGCGUCGCCCAACGAGGCGUCGCCGCCGUCGACGUUCAAGUCGCGGCUUCUCCACUCGAUCGCUGAGACGAUCAAGAUCUCGAUUCGCGACGUGUCGAUCGAGCUCAUUGGCGAGAAGGAUGCGGCGCCGACGACGCCCUUGACGAUCACGCUCACCGAGUUGUCGCUCACGAGCGCGCCGACGAACGAAGAGGUGCAGAUCAACCACCGCACGGUCACGAUGCGCAACUUUUACGUCUGCCUCGAGAACCAACGCGUGCUCGGCUUCCCGUCCCUUGUCGUGGACGUGACGAUGCCGUACGUCUUUGAGGUUAUGCUCUCGCCACUGCCGCUCGACACGAAGAAGCUCGGUCUCUCGAUCUCGCUCGCAGACAUGAUGACGACGCUCUCGCCGCACUUGUAUCUGACGCUCAUCCGGUACUACAUUCCGUACGUCAAGUAUGGUCUCUUCCAAGAGUCGCUCAACCAGGCCGAGAUGGCCGAGUGCAUGCACCCGACCGCCGAUGCCGAAGACGCGUACUGCCGCGCGUUCAAGUGGGACCUCGCAGCGCAGGCGCCGACACCACACGCGGCCGUGAAUGAUGUCGAGACGAUGGCGACCUUGGACACGCUGCUCGCUCUGCGCGCCAAGGCGCUGCGCUGGACCGAGCAUUUGGCGCAACACCACUUGACGCCGAUGGAGCUUGUGACCAAGGUGCAAAGCGAGAACGCGCCGUUCCGCGACAAGCACAUCGUCGUCGCACUCAACCGCUGGACCGUGCAGUUGCUGGACACGAAAGAUCAAAAGCUGCCGGUCGCCGACAAGACGCCGGUGGGCGAGCCGACGCUCGCGGCCGAGUUUGCGAUCGCUGGCGUCGACGUGGUCAUGGAGCAGUGUGCCUCGGGCGCCAUGGCCAUGGACCUCCAGUACGCGAUCCGCGACAUCCAGCUGACAACCUUGACGCCGAGCAUGGAGUGCCAGCGGUCGCAGCUGCUCUCGCACUCGUCCAACGAGAAGCUGCUGGACGGCCGAUUGCGCCAGACGUUUGCCGGUGGCAUGGACCUCGACGUGACGUUUGAGAAGCUCGCCGUGUUUGCCGCCAAGGAACCGCUGCAAGAGUUUCUCUUGUACGUCGACCGCCUCCAGCUGACGGCGCAAGCGUACAUGGCCGAGCAGCUACCGGCGCCGACGCCGACGACCGCGACGCCGACGACGACGACGGUGCCGACCAAUGACUCUUCACCGUCGUCACGACUCAACCUCUCGAACGUCGGGCCGUGCUCGCUCCUCAAGGGCGCAACAAUGAACAUUGCGGUCCGCGUCGCGGACGUGAGCGUCUUUUUGAUCCCGCCGGCCGUCGAGUCGACGGGUGCGCUUCUGGAGCUCACCAUGACGACCGAGCUCGCCGUGAAGAGCUCGCUCGACGCGGAAUCGAUGCAGCUCGUGCUUUCGGAGGCUGCACUGCUGCCGCGCUUGUACCAGGCGCCGACGGACACGAGCGGGUUCCCGACCAUCUUUUCGCCGCAAGCGUCAACGCCGCAGUCGCUCUUGGCGCCGCUCCGCAUUGCCAAUGGGUACGAGCUGGCGCGGACGGCGUCCGGCGACUAUGCCCAGACGCUCUCGGUCUCGGUCUCGGACGUGACGCUGUCGUUUUCGCAGCUCAACUUUGCCAUGUUUUUGAGCAGCGUCACGAGUCUAAGCACGAUCCAGACGACGACCGACGAUCAGAUGAAGAAGCGCCGGGUCGCGCAGGAAGUCGCGCAGGAGGCCGAGAUGGCGCUGCAGAUCAAGCAGCGCCUCGACGUGGCGCAGGCGCAGUUUGAGGAGAUUGACGUGGACCACACCAAAUCCAUUGAAUUGGACGAGCUCGAGCUGCUGCUGGCGCACGCGAUCGUGGACCAGAAGCUGCUCACGCGCGAACUCCGCGAGCUCACGGCGACGGUCUUCAACACGAUCGACAAGGACGGCAGCGGCACGAUCGACUUUGACGAGUUCCGGCACUACCUCAUGGAGACGAUGAACGUCGAGCAUUUGCGCGGCUACGUCGACCUCUACGCGUGCGAGUACGACGCGCUCAACGUGCUCGAAACCCUCUUUGGCCCGUUCUCCAAGUCGACGCCGACCGACUGGUUUUCUUUUUGACGUCCCGCGCC
Messenger RNA from Saprolegnia parasitica CBS 223.65, 2644 nucleotides. RefSeq lists its product as hypothetical. NCBI's taxonomy places the organism in Eukaryota, Oomycota, Saprolegniomycetes, Saprolegniales, Saprolegniaceae. Bases 27 to 2633 code for a protein of 868 amino acids. The transcript has a single exon. Gene Ontology annotation, molecular function: calcium ion binding. The record is from RefSeq and is a predicted model, not a curated record.